Colletotrichum acutatum is the source of this 3087-nucleotide messenger RNA. RefSeq names its product fungal-specific transcription factor domain-containing protein. Gene Ontology annotation, biological process: regulation of DNA-templated transcription; DNA-templated transcription. Gene Ontology annotation, molecular function: zinc ion binding; DNA binding; DNA-binding transcription factor activity, RNA polymerase II-specific. The transcript has 2 exons. The record is from RefSeq and is a predicted model, not a curated record. The coding region runs from base 1 to 3087 and encodes 1028 amino acids. Lineage: Eukaryota; Fungi; Ascomycota; Sordariomycetes; Glomerellales; Glomerellaceae.
AUGACCUCCAUCGUCAACGGAGCGACCCCCGCGCCCAAGCAGAUCCGCUUCGUCACAAACCAAGGCCAUCCGCCAUCCAAAAGACGCAGGAUCAACGCCGCAUGCCUGACCUGUCGCAAACGAAAGACGAGAUGCGCCGGCGAGCGCCCCAGCUGCUCAACUUGCGCCAAGAACGGACACACUUGCUUGGGUUAUAAUGAAGUGAUUGAGAAGAAAUCUUCAAGUGGCGCCAUCGCCACCCGAGAUCCCCACCAUGACGAGGACGACGACGUAGAGGAAGACGAGGACGAAGACGAACACAUCCGGGAAGAAGAAGGAGGAGGAGGAGGGAAUCCCGACAAGAGGAAAUACGGAAAGAACACAGCUACUGGCCGACGCCUCUCUGGACUCAAAUCAGAAGGCGAACAACCGCCCAAGACCGUUGUCGAAACCAAUGCUGGCCACUCGCCGACCUUUUUGCGGCGUUCGUCAGAACAUAGCUCUCGUGACCAAGACCAGAGCUCUGGACCUCGACGACCCUCACAUCCUCGCGCAACAUCCUUCUCCGACGAUGCACGCAGUACGCAGAGUCGCUCUCCCGUGUCGCACCAUACAGAUCGCCACAGGGUGCCCUACUUUCGCUACUUUGGCCCGACGGCCAUCGUUCCCGGCUACAAGCAGAUGGUGGUGUCUGUACGGGACCGCAGGCGAAGCACUGGCGGGUCUGCUGGUGCUACAUCUCCAAGCUCCGGUUCAAGUGUGGUCCAGUCCAUGGGAAUGGCUCUGUCAGGCAUACCUCAGCAUGAAGAGGUCGCUGUUGCCGACGAGGACCUACCAGUCUACGACCCCAACGAUCCUGCGCCAGUCCAUCCCCUGGUCCUGCAUCUAGUCAAAACAUUCUUCUUGCAUUUGGGCUGCAACUAUCCCUUCUUGAAGGAGGAUAACUUCAUCCGUAUGGUCAAGGAGAAGCGCGUCGAGCCAAUUCUUGUCGAUGCUGUUUGUGCGUUGGCCGCACGUUUUUCCGACUCGCCACAGCUCGGGCAUAGUAAAGACGAAGAGGCGUCUCAUGCUGAGCAAGGCCAGUUCUACGCCCACAGAGCAAAGGCUGCCACCGUUGACACUUUCCCCUGUCCGUCUGUAGGCGCUGUUCAGGCGCUUUUGAUGAUGGCGUACGAAGGUUUUGGGGCAGACCAAGACAGUGCUUUGUGGAUGUAUUUGGGUCUGGCCAUUCGCAUGGCCGUUGACCUGGGCCUGCAGAAGAUGGUCGGCGUGAUAUAUCAAGGUGAAAGAGACCCUUGGUACACUCGCCACGGAGACCAAGCGAGCAGUGAUGCGGGAGCAACCGACGGUCCACAAGAGGACGACAACGGUCUCACCCGCGAAGAGCAGCUCGAGGUUGAGCAAGAACGUACCGAUACGUUCUGGGCUGUCUUUGUUCUUGACAGAGUAAUAUCUUCUGGAACAGGCAGGCCUGUGACAAUUCGUGAUGACGACUUCGAAUUGGCUCUGCCGGUAUCAACUCUCGACCCGGCAUCGGGCUGGCCGGCCCCCUUUCCCGUCUUCAUCCAGAUCAUCCAUCUUUACGGCCGUGUAUCCGACGUUCUAAAUAACAUUCGCAACGCAAAUGACCUGACAUCAGAGAAGUGGGCAAAGCUUUCGCGGAUGGAGCAUGAGUUAACGAAGCUCUACCAAAAGCAAGAUCCCCGGCUACACUUCAGCGUCUCUAACUUCAAGACGUACUUGAAGUUGGGGCAGGGCACGAACUUCAUCCUUCUUCACUUCUGGUUUCAUGCGCUCAUCAUUAUAUUGCACCAACCUACUCUACUCACCCCUUUUGGCUCGUUGAGGAGCACACAUCAGCUUCUACCUAAUAGUCGCGAGCUUUCCAUGUCUAGCGCCAAGACGAUUGCCGAUAUUCUCGCCUUUGCAGAACUCAUCGACCCCAAGAGCUUCAUAGGAAACCCGUUCACAUCCCAGCCCAUGUACAUUGCUGCAUGCGCUUUCCUAAUGGAGUCUAUUGCGAACGCGUCGAACCCCACGUCGAGAGAAACAUCUCCGCCAAACGAGCCCAAGAUGGAGGGUCAGAGACAAAAGUCAUCCUCGCAUGAGCAAAGAAUGUCUACCAAGCACUCUCUCCUAGCGUCGGCUGCCAACCAGAAUUACUCUCGUUGCUACAAGAGCCUCCAGCAAUUGCAUAAGUAUUGGGGCGGAGUCAAAUACAUCCUGACAGCGCUCGACCAGAAGUCCAAGGGCAUAUGGGACUGUGAGACGUACACCAACGAGGAGUACGAGAGCGCCCGACUGCCUCGCCGAGGCUCAAUUGGCGGGCGUUUCCCACAUCCAUCGACGCCCAAUAUGCCGCCAAUCGCCUGGUCCCUUACGGGCACGACAAACUCGCCAAACUCGAGCCUUACGCUCAUGUACCAGAACAUGCAUGCUAGUCAGUCUGGCCAUCACGGCACCAUGCAACCUCAACAAUCCAACAUUCCCACAUCUGCGCCUACACCCCCUGGGAACAUGAUAUAUGACCCAAUCCGUCAGAGCUUGCCCGAGGCGGCUCCCCAAUCCAUCUUUGCUACUGCAUAUCCUCAACCACUUAUUUCUGCCAUGCGACAAACGUCACGUUCUCACCAUACGCAGCGCUUGUCGACAUCAUCUAUGAGCCCAACUAAUCAAGGAAGAGGCCAUUUGCAGUUUGAGGGCAUCCAUGAAGAGCAAACUUCACCUCCAGCACGCCACGCCGGGCCAAUGUUGGCUGCCACUUCACACCCUCAGCAACCGACGUCUUUCACACCUUCGUCACACAACUCUGCAGGAUAUGACCACUCCAUGAUGCCAUCGGUCUCGCCAUCUGGCAAUAUGCACGAUGCGGUAUCGCAACAGCAUCAUAACGGGCAGCAUAUUGCUUUCGAUCCUACAUACGCCAACGCGACAUACUCCUAUCUCGGGCAAGGCAUGGGUCCCAUCACAGAUGUCAUCACCUUUGAGAACCCGAUUGAUAUCGGAGCGUUGGGGUUGCCAAACGAGAUGAUGCCACCAUGGUUGGAAUAUCUGCCUGGGGAUGUGUUGGGUCUAUUUGAAAACAACAAUAUGGAUCCAGGCUCAUAA